CGUACCUAUCAUGCUCCGCGCGACUCUUAUCCGCCUCCCCCGUGCUGGCGCAUCUUUGGCCACGGCGCGGGCAUUCACUGCCUCUGCUGCCUCGCGGGACAUCAUCAAAAAGCUCGAGGAGAGCCUCACCCCACGAGAGGCAGUCGAGCGGAAGCGUAAGGAGUUCGAGGCCAAGUAUGGCGACAAGCUCAAGCAGAAGGUCGAGGCCGAGGGCGUCGCGAAUCUCGACGCACUGAAGGCCAAGAAGGUCGUUCCCUCCAUCCUCGCCAAGCGCAAGGCCGAGCAGUAUCGCCAAGAGGAGCUGGAGCGCGCCGAGCGCUUGCGGCAGGAGCAGGAGCGGGCCCUCGCCGAAGCCAAGGAGGCGAAGGAUGCGGCCGUUGCGCAGAAGAAGGAGGCGGCGCGUGUAGCCAACCCCGACAAGGACACGACGGGGGUCAAGCCGCUCGCGAGCAUCAUCAACCUCCCGCUGAUUCUCAUGACGCCGCACGACCAGGCACAGAUCGCGGGCAUCUGGAACACUUACCACACAACGCAUCCUACGCUGUCCGCCUCCUUCGUCUCCGCCACCAUCCCCAAGGAUACGUACACGAAGAUGCUCGAGCUCGCGAAGAGCGACCCGCACUUUGUGUUGCCCUUGCCCAGGGCGGGCAAGGACGGCGAGGCCGGCGCCUACGAGAUGUUCUACAUGCAGUGGCUGUUCCAUGCGCCACCACCUGCCCCGCCUUUGGAGGGCAAGCCAAGCGCACCCCUCCCGCCCGUCACAAGCAUCAUUUUCACCCCGCUGGAGGAGUUCAAGCAGGCCGGCGAGUGGGCCCAGCCGUACCUCGUCCUCACAAACUAUCCUGACCUUGCCGACAGCCACGGGUUGGUACUCAUGCGCGGCGAGAUUAGCGCCCAGAGCGCCGGAGGACCGCCUGGCGCAGUGGACAACCCGGGGUAUCUCCUCACCCAGCAGGAGGCUCAGUUGCUUUCGCUCGCCCUCCAGCGGUUCUAUUGCUCUGACAUUGCGCCGCCCAACGAGAACGCCAAGGACCAGCAGGAGCGGCUGAAGCGCAAGCAGGCGCUUCGUGACUUCCGGGAGAAGCCGGAGGAGUGGAACUGGCAAGGCCUGGUUGACAUGGCGUAUGGUGGCCUUGUUUAGAGAUUGCAUGAGAUGAGAAGCAUAUACGUGCAUGCGGUGUCUCU
Cutaneotrichosporon oleaginosum is the source of this 1185-nucleotide messenger RNA. RefSeq lists its product as uncharacterized. Gene Ontology annotation, cellular component: mitochondrion. The record is from RefSeq and is a predicted model, not a curated record. Gene Ontology annotation, biological process: mitochondrial proton-transporting ATP synthase complex assembly. Lineage: Eukaryota; Fungi; Basidiomycota; Tremellomycetes; Trichosporonales; Trichosporonaceae.